AUGAAGCUAGACAUCAGAGUGGUCUCCCAGGAGACUAUCAAGCCAUCUUCUCCAACCCCAAACAAUCUCUUCAACUACAACCUUUCAUUCCUAGACCAGAUCUCUCCUCCAGUCUACAACCCUUUGAUCCUCUUCUACCCUAAACAAAUCAAUCACGACUCCAAAUAUGAUGACAACCCUUCAACCAUAUCCAAUCUCCUCAAACAAUCCCUAUCCAAGCUCCUGUCACACUACUACCCACUAGCAGGGCGAAUCAGGGACAGUCUCGUCGCGCACUGCAACGACGAGGGCAUUCCUUACCUUGAAGCACAAGUCAGCUGCAAGAUCUCAGAUGUUCUUCACGAAAACUCAUCAUCACAGCCAAAUGAGCUCCUCGGUUUGGUCCCAUUCCAACUCCAUGGAGGACCUCACGACUUGCCAUUAGGUGUCCAAUUCAAUGUCUUCCAAUGUGGUGGGAUCGCCCUUGGACUCUGCAUGUCCCACAAACUUGCUGAUGCUUCAUCAACCAUCUCGUUCGUCAAAGCUUGGGCAGCCAUGGCAAAAGGACAGGUCGAUGUUCAAGCUCCGGAAUUCGUAUCCUCGAAGCUCUUCCCACCGAGGGACAUGUCAGGGUUUGACCCGAAAACCGGGAUCAUGACCACCAGUACAGAAGGUGGUGGUCAUCAAGUCCUGGUUAAAAGGUUUGUCUUCAGGGGAGCUUCAAUUGAAGCCUUGAGAGCAAAGUACGGAAAGAGCAGAAGCUUGGAGCACAAGAAACCCCCAUCGCGAAUCGAGACCUUGUCUGCCUUCAUAUGGAGGCGUGUCAUGACGGCCACUAGCAACAGAGGUCGUCUUCUGCUGUUGCUCCAUGCGGUGAACCUUAGGACGAGGAUGGACCCCGCAUUGGCAGAGCACUCAUUCGGGAACUAUUACCGGGUUGCGAUCACAGUUCCAAAUGUGGGCGAAGAAGAAGAAGAAGAAGAAGAAGAAGAAGGUGGGUGUUUGAUUGCUGAGAUUAGAGAUGCAAUCAGUGGAAUUGACAAGGGUUUCGUGAAGAGCCUGCAAGGACAAGGGGGUGAUGAGCAUUUGGACUACUUAAAGCAGCAAAGUGAGGGGUUUGUUGGAGGUGAGGUGGGGUUUCUGAGCUUUACUAGCCUGUGCUGGUUUGAUAGAUAUGAAGCUGACUUUGGAUGGGGGAAGCCUUUGUGGGUUGGGACACCCAGCUUGAGUUUCAAGAAUCUGGUUGUGUUUAUGGACUCUGCUCAUGGUGAUGGGAUAGAGGCAUUGGUGCAUUUGGAAGAAGGAGAUAUGGGUAAGUUGCAAUGUGAUGAAGUUCUGCUUCAAUAUGCUAAUGUUAUCCCCUCUUCUUCUUCUUCUUAA
Messenger RNA from Linum tenue, 1359 nucleotides. The record is from the annotation of a GenBank genome assembly. Lineage: Eukaryota; Viridiplantae; Streptophyta; Magnoliopsida; Malpighiales; Linaceae.